AUGCAUUCCCUGCAGCGUCCCCGGCCAUCUCCUCCGGCCCGAUGCCGGCAUCCGGCUUCCGUGUUCCGGUCCCUGCGAGCGUCGGGACAUACGGGGGCUGGUACAGCGGCAAAUUUAAAUUUUAAAUGAAUUUGACAUAGUAAAACAUUACUGUAUCAAACCAUUUCACAUACAUUUUGUCCCUACUGCUUUGUCCUGUGCCCUGCCUGCAUUUUGACUGUUCUUUCUGCCUGGAAACUUAGAAAUGUCCAUGGCGUCCAAAAAGCGUCCCUUUUGGUCAAAAGCGGUUUUAGACCAGCUA
Molecule: messenger RNA, 301 nt
Organism: Staurois parvus
Lineage: Eukaryota; Metazoa; Chordata; Amphibia; Anura; Ranidae
Source: the annotation of a GenBank genome assembly